CGAGAUGCAACGACAGUAUACAGACAUCUUUCCGACGCUCUCUUCUGGACUCGAAACGUCUUCUGAAGAUGUCCGCAAGAACGCUGCUGCCCUUCCUGGCUUACCCCCACGCUUCUUCAUACCACGGCUGGACGACAAGCCACAGAACCCGAUCAUGGACACCUUACGUCUGUUGCGGAACAAGUCGCAAACGGAACCCUUCCCCGCUCCGCAGACAUCCAAGUUGCCUCCGGAACUAGAAUCGUUGUCGGAGGACCUCCUGAGGUUCGCGCAAGCGAGGCAAAGCAAUCUUGAAGACAUCUGGCAGUCAGCUGCAUCGCGGAAGCAUAACAAAAUGAACCAAGCGCUUUCAUGGGACGCACUCCGUCCAACCUUCAGUCCACAUGCGAAUGCCUCCCCCUUCUUGUCGGAACAGACUACUAGCACCUUCGCUUCGGCCAGGUACCAUCUACGUCCACCUAUCCAGGAUCCCGAUGUACACCUCGUAUACGUUCAGAUCCCAGACCUAUUCCAAUCACUCCUGCUAACAGUCAGCGGAACAUCAUCGCAUCUUCAUAUAUGGGAUUCCGUCCGACACAGAUUCUUCCUGAGGGGUCUGGGUGAGAAGAAGCGAGGGCAGGUCGUCAUAGUCGGAAAGGAUGACAUCGUGAGCGCAAGUCUGUUGCAGCGCUUUCUCACUAUCGGCAACCUGAUGAGGCGUCUGGAGAUAUUGACUGACGAUCGAGCACCAAGUCAUCAUCGUCCGAGUGGCCAGCCUACUCCCAUCCUCCACGCAUUCAGACAUGCACUGUCAUCUAUCUUGGCCUAUCUACGAGAGAAUGCGGACGCCAUCCCGAUCGAUUUGCAAGCGAACCUAGGAGCAGAUGCGCGACUGACGGCAUUAUGGACCAAAUAUGAGGACAUGAGCAGCAUCUUGCAAGCUCUGGCUGCCCUCUGUGGUCGAGAAGAACACGUGGAUCCAGCGGACUACAUUCCUCUGCCGACGACAUCUAGCGCACUUCUCUCCGCCAUCUACAAUCACCUCACUGACCAUAUGGAGCGCUCGUCCCCGAGACUGGUCACCGCAGUCCUAGCGUUCAUGCUCACCAACACGUCGCGAGGAUACAUGCAGGACCUCUGCGCCUCCGUCGGAUACAGCACGCCCAGCUCCACCGUGCAACCCCCCAUAACCAAAGCACGCGUAGCGUAUGACGACGGGUUGCCUUCGGCUUUCCCUAAGGAUGAGAACGACUACUAUGGCACUGGGCGACGGGAAGAAGGCGACUUUGAUUUCGACGUGGAUGGCUUUCCAGAAUCUGUUCGUCCGGAAUUGGCGGAGGUGUUCACGCGAUCGAGGAAGUCGCUCGUGCUUCUCCGCGCGGCGGAUCCCGAGCACCCGCUUCUGACGAGCAAGCACCUCCAUCCGGAGAUCGAGUGGCUGUGGACGGAGGAGCAGCUGGAGAAUAUGGAGGACGGGCUCGCGUUCAGCGCCGGUUCAGUACGGACACCAGCCCGAGCUAUCGAGAGGGAUGUAGGAUCGACCGACUCAGGCCCAACCUCAGAGGACGUCUUGCAUUCGUUCAAGGUGUUCGACCUCCUCCCUGGAGAAAGUGACCCUACACCUGGCAAUUACCCGACCACGAACCUGCUAUCCAACGCCCAUUUCACGACCUUCCUCCGCGCUUUCCUCGCCGCAUUCCCGUCGUCUCUCCCUCCUUCCACUCCGACUCUGUCGCAUCUCGCCGCCCGAGUACUCUCGCCACUCGUCUCGCAUGCGCAAGCACUCUCGGGCGCGCUCGUGGCGCGCUUCCUCAGCCCUGCGACGCACCUCCACCUCCACACGCAUCUCGUCCUGCUCCGCGGGUACAUCCUCCUCACAGAGCACGCCUUCAAGUCGCGCCUGCAGGACGCCCUCUUCAGCGAUGCCGAGGACAUCAGCGCGGCGGUCGUUGGAUCGAGGAUGCAUGCUGUCGGCGCGGUGAGGGAACGGGCGAGAGAGCGGUCGAGGACGAAGAGCGGCCAGACGAGCGGCAGUCGGAGCCGGAGCCGCGUUGCCAGCGGUGUAAUUGCGGGAGAGGAGAAGCCGAAGAAGGGGGAGAGAGUCGUCGGGCUGUCGCCUGCGCUGACGAUUGGAGACAAGUGGCCGCCUUUGGGGUCUGAUCUGAACUUCCUGCUGAGGACGGUCGUGGUGGAUGCGCUGGAGGAGGGACGUGCUUUCGCUGCCGCGGAUGGCGAGGAAGGCGUCCAUGCGGAAGACGAGAAGGUGAGGGCGCAUAGGAGGAUUGUGGAGGAGGCGGAGUGGAGGCUCGGAUUCGCCAUCCGCGAUUUGCCUAUGGGGACUGGGAGGGAGAAGUGGUUGAACCCACUCGCUGUUGAAGCUCUAGACUUCCUUUACAUGCACUAUCAGCCCCCUUUCCCUCUCGACGUCCUCAUCACGCCAGCCAUCCUAUCCAAGUAUCACCGGAUGUUCGCCUUCAAUCUCCGGCUCAUGCGCGUGGAAAACGUCGUCCGCACACUCUUCCGCCUUACCCGCCACCCCUCAGCGCCCCUCUUCGCGACGCUUUCGCCCUCGAACAAGCGCCUCCUCCACUUCCGCUUCGUCGUACACGCGUUCGUCAUGGCCCUCUCCUCGUACGUCUACGACGUCGCCAUCGGCAGCAACAUGGACUCCCUCCUCUCCCGCCUUUCCGCCGCAGGCGGCGCAGAAGCCGGCCUCGACAAGAGCGCCAGCAGUACGGACGGUGGGAGAGUGAAAACGGAGCCCGAGGCGUUCGCGGACGUGUUCAGCUUAGGAGAGUACCACUCGCGCGUGCUCGACGACGUCCUGAGCUCGUGCCUGCUUCGGUCGGGCCAAAGGGCGGUGGGCGACAUCCUCAGGCAGUGCAUGGAGCUCGUGCUCGAGCUGGGGGUCUUGGCGGGGGAGCUGAAGGACGGGCACCUGGAAGAGUACGAGGCUGCGCCGCUCCUCGAGGACCUGUGGGACCGGUUCAGGGCGAAGAUGACGACGUUUGUGAAAGUGCUGAAGGCGUUGGUCGAGAAGGAGGCGGACAGCGCGGGUCUUGUGCUGAGCGACAUCCCGCUCCACAUGAUGCAGGGCGCAAGGCGGGUGUCGAGGACGACGGCGAACUUGCAUCAGCUUUUGCUAAGACUGAACAUGUCCGAUUGGUGGACCAGGAAGGAGGGUGCGAAAGCAGCACCAUGAUGUGGGAGAUCUGUGCCACAACCAUGUUCAUGCACGUGUAUCGCUAUGCUUCGCUCCUGCCGCAAUCAAGAGCAAGUCAC
Dichomitus squalens LYAD-421 SS1 is the source of this 3261-nucleotide messenger RNA. RefSeq lists its product as uncharacterized. Gene Ontology annotation, biological process: cytoplasmic microtubule organization; mitotic cell cycle; meiotic cell cycle. The record is from RefSeq and is a predicted model, not a curated record. Bases 5 to 3181 code for a protein of 1058 amino acids. Gene Ontology annotation, cellular component: equatorial microtubule organizing center; spindle pole; centrosome. Gene Ontology annotation, molecular function: gamma-tubulin binding; microtubule minus-end binding. Lineage: Eukaryota; Fungi; Basidiomycota; Agaricomycetes; Polyporales; Polyporaceae. The transcript is spliced from 10 exons.